GACCUGGUUGGUCCAGGGAAUGGUUCAGUGUCAGCUGUGCACUUGUACAACGCUCCUAACUUUGGCUCGGUACUUCACCGCCUACUGCUGAUAGACAGUGGCAGUUGUUUUCUAAUUUUGUUCUAAUGCAUUUUAUCAGCACUGUCUAUAGGUAGUGUGGCCAUCGGUUUGCUCGCUUUUCUACAGACAAGUGUAUUUUUGCCUGCUAAAUGGACAAUAUUCAGAAACUGGUGUCGGGAUUUAAAUUGGACCUGGGGCCACUGAAGGAACCCAUAGGAUUUAUUCGCCUUUUAGAAUGGGUAUUUACCAUUUUUGCCUUUGCUACAACUGGAGGCUACAGUGGGACGACCAGCUUGACAGUUGAAUGUCCAGAGUCGGAACCCCAGGAUGUGAUAGCUGUUUUUGGCUACCCCUUCAGGUUGUCAGCUUAUUCUUACACCAUCCCAUCAUGUACCCAAACUCCAGCGCCUCAGAUGUUCCUACAGGGUGAUUUCUCCUCCUCAGCAGAGUUCUUUGUCUGUGUCGGAGUGUUUGCCUUUCUAUAUUGUACUGCCACACUUGUCCUGUACAUGGGCUUUCAAACUGUGUAUCGCGAGACAAACCGUGGUCCCACCGUGGAUUUGUUAGUGACAGCAAGCUUUGCCUUUUUGUGGUUGGUGUCAUCCUCAGCUUGGGGCAAAGGUCUGACUGACAUUAAAUGGGCCACUAGCCCUGAGCACCUGCUUGAGACAUGCCCGCUGUGCAAGGCCAAAGAUGGGCCAUCUAUGGGUCGACUCAAUGCCUCUGUGAUCUUUGGCUUCUUAAACUUGAUCCUGUGGGCAGGCAAUUGCUGGUUUAUUUACAAAGAGACGCCAUUCCAUAAAGAUCCAGUCCGACCAAACCCGUCUGUAGAAGUGGGGGAGGGCCCAACCUCCUACUCCCAAUAGUGAGAAACUUCAUGCUCUCUACGGUUCAUUUGCUUUGCUCAAUGCAGCCUAUGAACUAGUUGUAAAACUUAACCACUGAUUUUUUUUUUACUACUUUUCAUUUAUUGUGACUGAAUGAAAUACAAAAUGGGUUUCUGUUAUCAGUGUGAAAAUAUUGUGAGCCCUAGUAAAAUUAUAGAAUGAGACCAGGAAGUCUGUUAUUUUCAACUCUUCUGCUGACUGCUGUUGAAUUAUCUUUCCAUUUGUCUCUUAUAUUCUUAUAAUACCUUAGUCAUGGAUAAAUGGUCAUUGUACAAUUUGGUCCUGCAAAAGCAAAUUUUAUAGAGUGUCUCUUUUUAUGUUGUAUGAGGUUGGAAACUACUGUAAUUUCAACUGCUGUGUGUAUAAUAUGACACUGGGUCAAAACACUGAUUAGUCUCUAGCAAAUUGUAUCUUAAAUACUAGGAAUAAGCAUAUGUAUUUUCUCUAGAUAUAAUGAUGCCUAUUUCUAAAAUAUGGUGAACUAUCACAUACAUAGAACAUGAUUUUACAUUGUAUUUUUAAGAAAUGCCACACUUGGAACAUAAUUUAUGUAUGACACUGAGUCAGAUUUUUAUUUUUUAAUAAUCAUAAGUUACUUCGGCUGGGACAGGGUAGGUGAAAAUGUCCAGAGCUCGAUGCCUUAAAAGCAGAACAAUACAAAAUUCAAACAUGCAUGAAUCAGUCAAAACCUGACUAAUUAGGGAAAGCCAUUAUAACCUGGUUAUAAGCUCCUUUUUUAGCUCAUUUGUGUUUUUUCAACAAAAGUGUUUCAUUGGUGUUCAGCAGUCUAUUUUAUUUAAGUUGGUCUUCUCAGGUUUGUUUGUUUCAUUGAAAAAUAGCAUGUCACGUUUAUUUCUUUCAAUAAAAUGUAAUAAUUAUUAUCUU
Periophthalmus magnuspinnatus is the source of this 1832-nucleotide messenger RNA. RefSeq names its product synaptophysin-like 2a (gene sypl2a). The transcript is spliced from 6 exons. Lineage: Eukaryota; Metazoa; Chordata; Actinopteri; Gobiiformes; Gobiidae. Bases 210 to 926 code for a protein of 238 amino acids. Gene Ontology annotation, cellular component: synaptic vesicle; synaptic vesicle membrane. The record is from RefSeq and is a predicted model, not a curated record.